AUGGCAUACGCUGCUGUAACUUCACUUAUGGAAACACUUUCUCUAAAUUUCUUGCAAUCACAACCACCCUUCCCUCUUGAAGAUUUAGAGGCACAGAUUAGAGAUGGCAAUGAAAAUCUUGGUUUGCUGCAACAAAUUCUUGAGAAAUCUGAGAUUGGCAAUGAUGAUGCGGGGGCGAUGAAAGAUGGAGAGGAUGCAGAGGCUGAGAUGAGAGAGAUGGGGUUGGAAGAAGCGUCUUCUUCAAGUGAUUAUUACCCUAAGAAGAAGAAGUUGAUUAAAAGUGAAAAGCUGCAGCAGCUUGCAGAAUUAGAGGCAGAGAUCAGAGAUGAAAAAUAUGAAAAUCUUGGCCUGCUGCAACAAAUUCUUGAGGCACAGAUGAGAGAGAUGGAAUUGGACGAAGAAGCAUCAUCAAAGCGUCUUGGUAUAAAGGCUUGUCUCCCCAGGCUUUAUGGAAAGCAGCAGCAGCUUGCUUGGGAUACUAUACUUUUGACUUCUCGCCUCAGGGAGAUGGCUGAAAUCAAACAAAACAUAGUUUCUCUCCAUCAAAAUCUGGGCUUGCUGCAACAAAGUCUUGAGAAAUCUGAGAUCCCCUAUGAUGAUGCGAGGGUGAGGGUGAUGAAAGAUUUAGAGGCAGAGAUCAGAGAUGCAUCGUUCAAAUUGGAAGAAAGGAUUGAGAUGGAGUUGACUCCCAUUUAUCUAGCAAAGGACAGCCUUCAUAUAACAGCUUCCCUCCUCAGGCUUCAUCAAAUCUUCAUUGAAGCAGAAAAACGGACUGAUUACCACAGGAAUGAGUUGAUUAGGCUUGCAAAGGUUUCACUCCUUGGUCGGAUCCGACGAAGAGGACUACUGCUUGUGAAAGGAUCAUCACUGCCUCAUCUAGUACACAACAACAUUAUUGUGACUAAUAAAUUUUUCAAAAACUCUUCAAAGUUCGACACUACAAUGGUCGGAUGCCACGAGGUGUUCACGAAGAUAUUGGAUCAGCUCAGGCAACAAUCAACUAAGAGCAGACAUAUUGUGUCGAUUGUUGGCAUGGGAGGAAUAGGCAAGACCACUUUAGCACACAAACUUUAUGAACAUCCAUUAACUACUUCUCAUUUUGACAAGCGAGCAUGGGUUACUGUAUCCCAAGAAUAUAACGUAGAACAAAUGCUCCGAUGUCUUCUUAGUUGUGUUACUGCAGCAUCAAGUGAUCGCCAACACCAAUUUGCAGAAAGUCUGUGUAAACAUUUGAGGGGUCAGAGAUAUUUGAUAGUGAUUGAUGAUAUAUGGAGCACUACUGCUUGGGAUAGUGUGCAGAGAUGCUUUCCAGAUGAUAAUAAUGGAAGCCGUAUACUGUUGACUUCUCGACUCAUGGAAGUUGCUGAAUAUGCGAGUUCAACUAACUCUCUCCUUAACAUGCCUUUCUUAGAUGCCAAUGAAAGUUGGAAUCUCUACUGCAAAGUGUUUGGUAAAACUGAAUUUCUUUCGGUGUUUGAGCAAAUUGGUAGAGACAUAGUGAAGAAAUGUGAAGGAUUACCUCUGGCCAUUAUUGUAGUUGCUAGUCUUCUCUCCAAGAUAAAGGAGGAGGAGGAAGAGUGGAAGAAUGUUGCAAAAAGUGUAAUUGGUGGUUCUAAUGAUACAUGUUCCAGAAUACUAUAUCUAAGUUACCACCAAUUACCACACCACUUAAAAGCUUGUUUUCUUUAUUUUGGAGUUUUUCGGGAAGACUGUGAGAUUCCUGUGAAGAAAUUGGUUAGGUUGUGGACAGCAGAGGGAUUUUUGAGGGCUGUGAAGCAUGUGAAUAUGGAGAAAGUGGCCAUUGAAUGCUUGCAAAAUCUUGUUGAUAGAAGUCUUGUUAUAAUUAGCAAACAGAGCUACAAUGGAAAAAUGAAGACAAUAAGGAUACAUGAUUUAUUGCGAGAUUUGUGCUUGAAAGAAGCUGGACGUGAAACUCUAUUGAAUGUGAUUGGAGAUGAAAAACUUCCAUUUUACAAGAGGAAAUCACAACACUUGUUUUCAAAACCUUGUCGUUGGAUAAGUGAUACAUCAGAAUGUUUGAAUAAUCAAAUCAAGUCAGGAGAUAAGCGCUUUGACAAAUCUCAUUCCUUACACUCAAGGUUUGAUUACACAUUUGGAUUUUACUUUCGUGUGCUUGAUGAACUUCUAAUUUCACACUUAAAACUGCUAAGAGUAGUAGACAUUGAAUGUGGACAUUGUUACAAUUCAACUGGGGAAUAUGCAAAGCUUUAUUAUUCGUAA
Molecule: messenger RNA, 2241 nt
Organism: Ipomoea triloba (trilobed morning glory)
Lineage: Eukaryota; Viridiplantae; Streptophyta; Magnoliopsida; Solanales; Convolvulaceae
Product: putative late blight resistance protein homolog R1B-17
Exons: 2
Coding region: 1-2241 (746 amino acids)
Biological process (GO): defense response to other organism
Molecular function (GO): ADP binding
Source: RefSeq, a predicted model, not a curated record